AUUUUAUUGCUAGAAUUUUUAAGAGCACUUAGUUUUAGAAACAAAGAGUGGUCCUAAAGAACGAAUUGCAAAAAGCAAGAAUACAAAAAUGAAUUACACUAUAGGAGAAUAUUAUAGUAAUAGUACAGUGCCAUGGUUGUAUGCUAUCAACUAUGAAGAUGCCAAUUGGGUCAUUACCAGUUCUUUUAUGAUAUUUACAAUGCAAACUGGAUUCGGUAUGCUGGAAUCAGGAUGCGUGUCUAUUAAGAACGAAGUAAAUAUAAUGAUGAAGAAUGUUGUUGACAUUGUCUUAGGAGGAUUGACAUACUGGAUGUUCGGUUACGCUUUAUCCUUUGGCAGAAGCGAACUGAAUAACGGGUUUAUAGCGCUAGGCGACUUUUUUGUAGAUCCUUCGCUGAAAGAUCCUUUAAAAGGAGCCAUGUAUGCCGCAUUUUUAUUCCAGCUGUCCUUCGCAACGACAGCGACCACCAUAGUUAGUGGUGCGAUGGCAGAAAGGUGUGAUUUUAAAGCUUACUGCAUCUUCAGUUUUUUAAAUACUGCUAUAUAUUGUAUUCCUGCUGGUUGGAUGUGGGGAGAGCAUGGUUUUUUGAGAAAACUAGGUGCUGUCGAUAUUGCUGGAUCUGGAGCUGUUCAUCUAAUCGGUGGAAGUGCAGCUUUUGCAAGUGCUGUGAUGCUAGGACCUCGUCUAGGAAGAUACGAUAAUGGUAUCACACCUCUUCCUCUGGGAAAUCCUGUCAAUGCUGUUAUGGGUUUGUUCGUCUUGUGGUGGGGAUGGUUAGCUUUUAAUUCAGGUAGCACUUAUGGACUAAGUGGAGAGAAAUGGGAAUAUGCCGCCAGAGCAGCAGUCAUGACUAUGAUUUCAACGUUUGGUGGUGGUACCGUUAGUAUAUUUUAUACAAUGAUCAAGCUAAAAGGAAAAAUCGAUACAAUUGAUAUUAUUAAUGGAAUUUUAGGAUCAUUGGUGUCGGUUACGGCUGGAUGCUUCUUAUAUUGUGGCUGGGAAGCUCUGGUCGUUGGGAUAGUUGGUGCUCUUCUAGUGUGUAGCUCGAUGCCUCUAUUUGAUAUGAUUGGUGUAGAUGAUCCUGUUGGUGCUAGUUCGGUUCAUGGUGUUGCAGGCAUUUGGGGUAAAACUGUAAAUUCAUUUAAUUACUUGAAACCUUUUAAAAAUGAAUAUUUCAUUAAUAAAAAAAGGUCUCUAACCUCUAAAGAGCUUGAAGACAUAGCUUUGCAUAUAAACGAAUAUAAGGACGACUCAGAUUUUGAAGAGCCUUAUCAAGACUCUGGGUCCGAAUAUGAACCAGAAAAUUCAUCUUCUGAAAGUGAUUUGGAAGUACCUGCACGAAAACGCAAAAAGAAUUCUCCAAUACAUAACAGUGAGUUACCCAGUACCUCCAGCAUCGAAAAAUUUGCUGAAGUCGAAAUUCCUAAUAUUAUAAACCUAGAAUCGGAGGUAGUACCAGAGCUCGAUGUGGAACCACAACCCGAAGUAGAACUGGGACAUGAGACAGAAGCUGAAACUAAACAACUGGGCGAGCCGCCGAUUGAUACAAGGGGAAAGCAUACCAAUAGACCUCAUAAGAUGUCUCAACAAACCCGUAAGUUAUUAUUGCAGUUUUUUGGCUCCUUAAAGGGACGAAAAGCGCACUACAGCUUGAAGGACUCUAACAGAGUAUACCUCCCGGAAGAUAUGAAUGUCGGAGUGUCCAGAGCAGUAUCGGCAUUCCGCACAGUACUCGAUACAAAACAAAUAGACGGAUUAAAUACUGUGGGUGUUAAUCCAGAGCACCACAAACACGUGGACGCUGUGAAGACCCUGGCCAGAAUGAAGAGGUAUAGACUCUCGAGGAUUCUGAAAGAUAUAACGAAAAACAGAAAUUUCGGGAUAAACGUGGCCAAAAAACUGAUUCCUAAAAGAAACUACAGGGAUAGACAAAACCCACGACACAUGGUAGCUACGAUGACCGCUACGAUAUCCCAAGAGGAAAAUGGUCUGAAAAGUCAAAUGGCUUGGGUUAACUGAAUAUACUAA
Molecule: messenger RNA, 2029 nt
Organism: Psylliodes chrysocephalus
Lineage: Eukaryota; Metazoa; Arthropoda; Insecta; Coleoptera; Chrysomelidae
Source: the annotation of a GenBank genome assembly